Messenger RNA from Saxophila tyrrhenica, 1536 nucleotides. RefSeq lists its product as uncharacterized. The transcript is spliced from 3 exons. The coding region runs from base 1 to 1536 and encodes 511 amino acids. Lineage: Eukaryota; Fungi; Ascomycota; Dothideomycetes; Mycosphaerellales; Extremaceae. The record is from RefSeq and is a predicted model, not a curated record.
AUGCCGCCGUGUCAUGGCCUGGAGAUUGAGGAUGCCAGCAUCGACCAGCUGCAAGAAUGGAUGAGCAAUGGGGACUUGACGAGCGUGCAGCUGGUGACAUGCUACAUGCAACGGUCUUUGCAGACAGGACAUUCGGUGCUCGAGUUGAACCCAGACGUCUUGUCCAUUGCCGCCAGUCUGGACGACGAACGAUGCAAAGGCCAAGUCCGAUCUAGACUCCAUGGCAUUCCCUUCCUCAUCAAAGACAACAUUGCGUCCAAAGACAAGAUGCAGACAACAGCUGGCAGUUGGGCACUUCAAGGCUCCAUCGUGCCCCGCGAUGCACACGUAGUCAUGAUGCUGCGAGAGGCUGGUGCAGUUCUCAUGGGCAAAGCUACCCUUAGCGAAUGGGCGGACAUGCGGACAAACAACUAUUCAGAAGGGUACUCUGGACGAGGCGGGCAAGCGAGGAACGCCUACAACUUCACCGUCAACCCGGGCGGGAGCAGCUCUGGAACCGAGAGGAACGCCAUCGUGGGAAUCAAGCCUACUGUUGGUCUGACUUCACGAGCAGGAGUCAUCCCGGAGUCCGAACACCAGGAUACUGUUGGAACCUUUGGCAAGACUGUCAGAGAUGCCGUCUAUGCGCUCGAUGUCAUCUAUGGUGAGGACCCACCGGAUAACUACACUGCAGCUCAGAUCGGCAAGACACCAAAGGGUGGCUAUGUGCAAUACCUCUCCAACUCCACCGCGCUGAAGGGCGCGAAGUUCGGCCUGCCAUGGAAGUCAUUUUGGGAGGAGGCCGACCCACACCAGUUGAAUGUGCUUGUUGAAAUCGUAGGCAUGGUGGAGAAGGCAGGUGCUAAGAUCGUGGAUGGUACAGAAUUGCCGCAUAGGAGAGAGAUCGUGAGCCCGGACUACUGGAACUGGGAUUAUGGCAGCACUCGCGGCUACCCCAAUGAGUCGGAAUACUCCUACGUCAAAGUCGACUUCUACAACAACAUUGCGACUUACCUCUCGCAAGUCUCGAACACUGAGAUGAAACCAUUGCAAGAUCUCGUCCGCUAUAACAAUGAGAACAUCGGCACCGAAGGCGGCUGGCCUGACGUUCAUCCUGCGUUUGGAUCUGGCCAGGAUGGUUUCCUUGCUUCUCUCGCCACUGGGGGUGUGCAGAACGAGACGUACUGGCAAGCUCUCGAAUUUUGCCAUCGUACCACAAGAGAGGAAGGCAUUGAUGCUGCUCUCCACCACGAUGGACACGGUUUGGAUGCUCUGCUCGUCCCUCCGGAUGUCGCUCAAAGCUACCAGAUCGCUGCACAGGCUGGCUACCCCGUUAUCACCAUUCCCGCGUCCGUGCAUCCGCUGAGUGGGAUGCCGUUUGGGCUGGCUUUCAUGGGCUCGGCGUUCAGCGAGGACACGCUGAUCAAGUAUGCGAGCGCGACGGAGCAUCUCAUGAUCUCGACCGGCUCGGAGUACCAGCGAGCCAAGACGCCUCCGACGUGGGACGGGUAUCUCGUCAGGAAUAUUCCUACUGCGCCGCAGUGCUUUGGGUGCUAA